Toxorhynchites rutilus septentrionalis is the source of this 8827-nucleotide messenger RNA. RefSeq names its product zinc finger protein 271-like. Bases 462 to 2435 code for a protein of 657 amino acids. Gene Ontology annotation, biological process: central nervous system development; regulation of transcription by RNA polymerase II. The record is from RefSeq and is a predicted model, not a curated record. Gene Ontology annotation, molecular function: DNA-binding transcription factor activity, RNA polymerase II-specific; RNA polymerase II cis-regulatory region sequence-specific DNA binding. The transcript is spliced from 19 exons. Lineage: Eukaryota; Metazoa; Arthropoda; Insecta; Diptera; Culicidae. Gene Ontology annotation, cellular component: nucleus.
UACCCAAAAUAGCUUAUUUUGUUUGUUUUUGAAAUACGAGAAAGUGUUAAGAAUUGGAUAGUUUUGUGCUUUGAGAUCAUUUGAAUAAAUAAAAUUUCACUGGAGUGAGAUGGCAUUUCCUAGCAACAAUCCAGAAACAUGGAAGAGUGAAUAAAACGAAAGAAAGAAGGAUAAUUUUCUUCUUUCUCGAUGGCACUUUGUUCACCUCGAAUUUCAGUGACUUAAGGAACGUUCUUGCAUUCUUCGAUAUUUUUGAACGAACAAUUGCUUCUCAAUGAUUCCAAUUCAACAGUGACCCAUGCAGCUUUUGUUCGGGUAUAUGCAAUAGGGAAUUCCGUCACGCGCUGGUCCCCACUCAAGUAGAAGAGCAGAAGCUGAAGACUAUACUGCAGAAAUUGAGUAAUAUCACUUCCCAGUUAAGCAGUUAUCCUACGUGUGAUAAAUGCCGCCAAGAAUUCAUAAUGGUCCACAACUUUUCCGAAAGUAGUUUCCAAACAUUGUCCAGCCCCGAAAUAACUGACAUUAAGAUGGAGCCAGAGUUAAUCAUAAAUGAAUAUGAACCGUCGGAUAAUGGUAAUAUUGAUACAGAUCCUAUAUCUUGUUGUGUGCCAGUUGAACAAGUAGUGGGAAUGCAUAUUAAUGGAGCAAAAGAAGAGUUAUUCUACAGUAGCGAAAUGAAUGAAAACGACGAUAAUAUAUCACUGGUUCCGGUUGGUGGAACAAAUACACAAAGAAAAGGUAAUUUGGAUGGUUCACAGAAAGAUGUUCACUCACCUUCAGUUCACCACAAACAUAAGAAAGAAUUGGCGGACGAAGGAGAGAAAUCGUUUAAAUGUGAAAAAUGUGACAAAACAUAUAGCUCACAACAAGGCCUCAAGAUCCACGUUCGAUCUCAUACAGGUGAACGUCCUUAUUCUUGUUCACACUGUUCAAAAGUGUUCAAGGAUCCUUCAUCGUGUAAUCUUCACAUUCGAAUUCAUAGUGAUGAACGUCCCUAUACUUGUUCACUUUGUUCCAAGGCAUUUAAGGGUAAAACAGCGCUCAAACGGCACAUUCGAAUUCAUAUUGAUGAACGUCCUCAUUCUUGUCCACAUUGUCCGAAAGCAUUCAAGCAUCAUACAUCGCUCAUCCAGCACAUUCGAACUCAUACAGAUGAACGUCCCUAUUCUUGUCCACAUUGUACAAAGGCGUUUACCCAACAAGGAGGGCUCGAACAGCACAUUCGAAUUCAUACGGGCGAACGUCCCUAUCCGUGUCCUCAUUGUCAGAAAGCAUUCAGACAACUUUCUUCUUUCAAAGCGCACGUUCGAACUCACAUGGAAAAACUGCGGUCGGAUGAUAGUAACAUUUUUGAUACAGUCCUAAUAUCGCACUCUGCGCCAAUUGAUAAAGUAGACGAAAUGCAUGUCAAAGGAGCAAAAGAAGAGUUAUGCAUUAGCGAAAUGAACCAAAGCGACAAUAAUAUAUCACUGAUUCCGAAUAUGCAAAGAAAAGGAGAAAAACGGUUUAAAUGUGAAAAGUGUGACAACACAUAUAGCUCAAAAUUUGGACUCAAGAUCCACGUUCGAUCUCAUACAGGUGAACGUCCCUAUUCUUGUUCACACUGUUCAAAAGUGUUCAAGGAUUCUACAUCGUGUAAUCUUCACAUUCGAAUUCAUAGGGAUGAACGUCCCUAUACUUGUCCGUUUUGUUCCAAGGCAUUUAAGAAUAAUGCAGUGCUCAAACGGCAUAUUCGAAUUCAUACUGAUGAUCGUCCUCAUUCUUGUCCACAUUGUAUGAAAAGAUUUAUUCAACCUUCAGAGCUCAAGAAGCACGUUCAAACUCAUAAAGAAAAACUGUGGUCGGAUAAUAGUAACUUUCCUGAUACAGACAUAAUACCGUACUCUGCGCCAAUUCAAAAAGUAGACGAAAUGCAUGACAAAGAAGAGUUAUUCUCCAUGAGCGAAAUGAACGAAAACGACGAUAAUAUAUCACUGAUUCCAGUUGGUAGAACAAAUACACAAAGAAAAGGAGAGAAACCGUUUAAAUGUGAAGAGUGUGACAAACCAUAUAGCUCAAAACAAGCACUCGAGAUUCACGUUCGAUCUCAUACAGGUGAACGUCCUUAUUCUUGUUCACACUGUUCAAAAAGGUUCAAGGAUCUUUCAUCGUGUAAUCGUCACAUUCGAAUUCAUAGUGAUGAACGUCCCUAUGCUUGUCCACUUUGUUCCAAGGCAUUUAAGGGUAGUAGAACGCUCAAACUGCACAUUCGAAUUCAUACUGGUGAACGUCCUCAUUCUUGUCCACAUUGUCCGAGAGCAUUCAUCCAACGUUCAUCCCUCAACCAGCACAUUCGAACUCAUACGGGCGAACGUCCCUAUCCGUGUCCUCAUUGUCAGGAAACAUUCAGAAAACGUUUAUCUCUCAAGGCACACAUUCGAACUCAUACGGGUUGAUUGAGAAUUGAUGACGUAGGACUACGUCUGUCAAUAAGGGUGCCAAAUCAGAAAACAGGUCACGAUUUUAUGGAAUAAGUGUUAACUUUAAUAACUAAUAGGAGUACCGGUAAGUUUCUUCGUUUUUUCAAAAAUUAAUGCUUUAUUCUGCAAAAAGGUACAAUAAUCGUUAGCUAACUGAUCCUGGUUUAACUGGUCUGCGUUUUAACUGGGCGGAUGUUAAAAAGCAGAAUUUCGUAAACAGUCGACGCCAUAUUUAUUUGCUUAGGGGCAUUCUAAUGUAAUUUGAAAUGUUGUGAAAAUUGACAUUAUUUUCGCAUGACAGAAACAGAAAAAUAAUUUCCUCAAAUUAUAUUUCAUAUCUGUCGUGGCACUCAAUGCGAAACUUCCAUUGGAAUCCUUUUUUUUAUCCAAUUUCAUGAUCAACCCGAAUCAAACAAUUCAUUGAAGCUUCCCUCGAUUUUAUUUGACGUUUAACAUGCCGGACCAGUUAAAACGCAAAUGUCGAAAACUGGUCUUCCCUUUCCGCCCAGUUAGUGAAUGUUUACUGUAGUAAUCGGACGGAGCAAUGUCUGGAGAAUACGGCGGGUGGGAUAGUACCUCCCAUUUCAGCGUUUCCAAGUACGUUUUGACCGGCUUCGCGACAUGCGACCGAGCAUUGUCGCGCUGUAAAAUAACUUUAUCGUGUCUUUGCUCGUAUUGUGGCCAUUUUUCCUUCAGUGCACGGCUCAAACGCAUCAAUUGUCGGUAGAAGUCGUCCGUAAUUGUUUCAUUCGGUUUUACCAGCUCAUAGUACACCACACCCAGCUGGUCCCACCAAAUAGACAGCAUAACCAUCUGGCCGUGAAUAUUCCGCGCGGCCGUCGAUGUUGAUGCAUGACCGGGGUAUCCAUACGUUGCUUGAUGUUUAGGAUUGUCGUAAUGGACCCACUUUUCAUCGCCAGUAAGGAUUCGAUGCAAAAAAAACCUUUCUUUUAUGCCGUUGGAGCAGUUGUUCGCACGUGAAAAAACGGCGUUCGACGUCUCGUGGCUUCAAUUCAUACGGCACCCAAUGUCCUAUCUUUUGAAUCAUUCCCAUUGCUUUUAAACGAUCGGAUAUGGUUUGCUGAGCUACUCCAUGUGUAUCUGCAAGUUCUAGUUGCGUUUGUGACGGAUAUUGAUCGAGUAAAGCCUCCAAAUCUUUUUUUUUCAAACUUUUUUGGCGGUCCGGAAUGUUCUUCGUCUUCCAAAUCAAAAUUACCACUUUUAAACCAUGCAAACCACGUUUGACACGUUCGUUCAGUUGGAGCAAGGUCACCAUAAACUUCCACCAAAAUGCGAUGACUUUCCGUAACCUUUUUCUUCAUAUUGAAGUAAUGACAUAACACUCCCCGCAAAACACUCUCGUUGGUAUGAAAUUUGACAUAUUCGAAGUGGCAAAAAACUACAGGGUUUUCCAUUUCGGGCUUCCGAAAGUAUACAGCCCUGCGCUGACAACCGUUUGACAUAGCUGUCAACCAAAGCGUCAUAUCGUUAGUUGAAUGUCUGCCAUUUUACAAUAUGGAUCGUUUUAGCAUCGCACAACGUGUUAAUUUUGUUAAAUUAUACUAUAAAAAUGAUGAAAAACCGGCAAAUGUUUUUCGAGCAUUACGGACGGAUUUUGGUCGUCAUGGACGGCCUACAGAGCACACAAUCGCUAAUGUAGUGCGUAAAUUCGAACAAACUGGGUCCGUAGCGGAUAUUGUGAAACCUGUGCAUCAUCGUAAUGUGCGUUCGGCCGAAAAUAUUGCUGCUGUUGCUGCCAGUGUGGAGGAUGACCCGAAUGUUUCGAUUCCACGGCGUGCUCAGCAAUUGGGCUUGUCAAACACAUCAUUGUGGCGAAUUUUGCAUUUGGACUUGCACCUACAUCCAUAUAAAGUCCAACUGGUACAAAAAUUAGAGCGUGGUGACCAUGUAAUGCGUCGGGCAUACGUCGAUUGGGUGAACGAACAACAGCAACAAAAUGCUGAUUUUUCGCAUCAAAUUUUCUUCAGAGAUGAGGCACAUUUCGAGCUCGGUGGCUAUGUGAACACCCAAAAUUUCCGUAUAUGGGGCUCAGAAAAUCCACACAUGAUUGUUGAGAGGCCAUUGCAUCCGUCAAAAGUCACUGUUUAGUGCGCAUUAUGGUCUGGUGGAGUCAUCGGGUCGUAUUUCUUUGAAAAUGAGGACGGCGAGACGGUAACUGUGAAUGGUGAGCGCUAUGGCCGCAUGUUAACCGAUUUUUUUUGCCACAAAUUGAAGAUAUAGAUACGGAUGACAUGUGGUUUCAGCCGGACGGCGCCACGUGCCACACAACACGACCGAACAUGGCCAUAUUUCGAAAUUUGAGAGACGCAUAAUUUCGUGUUUUGGUGAUGCCAAUUGGCCGUCCAGAUCAUGCGAUUUGAACCCGCUAAACUUUUUUUUGUGGGGUUAUGCGAAAGACCGUGUCUAUGCCAACUCUCCGCAAACUCUUGAACAUUUGAAAGACAACAUUCGUGAAUUUAUGACCGAGAUACCGUCCCAUAUGUGCCGAAAAGUCAUCGAAAAUUACCUGUUCCGGAUCAAGGUGUGCGAGGAAGCCCUAGGUGAACAUUUGAAUGAUGUUGUAUUUCACACAUAAUGGCAUAAACCAAACUUUAAUUUGAAAUAAAAGUUUAAUCGAAAUUCGAAUUCUAAGUGUGUUUUAUUUCAAUUUACUUUCGGAAUUUGAAGUUGGAAAACCCUGUAUAUUGUUUACGCUUCAACUUUUUGACAUAUACUGAAAAAGACGCGCAAUGACAGUACCUUUCCAACGAAUGUCUGGAAAUUUAAUUCACUAGAAUAAUAAUCAAGUUACGCCGGUGUAAAAGCGUAGAAACUUACCGGUACACCUAAUGUUUCCACUACUAACGAAUUGGAUGAUUUGUAUUCCAAUCGAAUCGGAAAUUCUCUAAGAUUUGUUUCAUAUGCUAUGAUUCUCUUAAUCGUAAACAGUUUAAAUUAGCGAAAAUUAAAAGCAUUCCCAUUUCCUCAUAUAUUUGUUUUGCGAAUCAAGCGCAGCGUUCGUUCUGAGGGGAAUUUGUACACCAUUUCGCGAUAGACCGCAGAGAUAUUUGCAUCAUUCGAUAGUUCAUAUUUCAAUGCACCUAUUACAAAAAAGAAUAUUACAUAUUCUCUGAAAUUAACUUUGAACAACCGGAAAAUGUCAUGCAUUGGACCCUAUUAUGUAAUUCGAGUCGUGAAGAAAUUUACUCUAUUUUUCUAUUAUAAAUACCGAGCAAGUCGAUCCCAUCGACUUAGUGGAAGCUAUCGUUAUCGUUUAUUUAUUUUGGCUUGACAUCUUUAUAACAUGGCCUGAUUCACAAUUUUUUUUCAAAGUAACUCGGUUCAUGACUAUCUCUCUACAAUUCCGCGGGCACCCCGUGCUCACCAUGUCAUGCUCCACUUGGUCUAACCACCAUGCUCGUUGUGGUCCUCGUCGUCUCGUACCAGCCGGAUUUCCGAUGAACACCAUUUUUGCAGGACAGUUGUCCGACAUUCUUGCAACAUGUCCUGCCCGGCGUGUCAGCUUUGGUCACUACUGGGUUUUGGGUUCUGGGAUACUGGGUUCGCCGGUGUGUUGCGUGAGCUCGUGAUUCAUCCUUCACCUGCAUACGCUAUCCUCCUGUACACCGCCGAAGAUGGUUCUUAACACCCGUCGUUCAAAGACUCCGAGUGUUCGCAGGUCCUCUUAGUUUCGUGCCCGUAGAGAACAACCAGUCUUAUGAGCGUUUUGUUCCCUGUUUUGUUAUUUCGCACGAAUGCUAAGUCUGUUUGACCAUAAGUGUUUGUGGAGACCAUAGUAGCGUCUCCGGAUCUCACGGCUGGUAUCAUCUACCUACUACUUCGAACUCAUCGCCGUCGAUCAUUACACUACUACCUAAUCGGGUCCUGUCGUGCUCGAAUCCGGAAGCCAACAUGUAUUUGGUUUUAGACGCAUUGAUUUUCAGUUCAAUUCUCUCUGCUUCGUACUUUAGUGUGCUGUAAUGUUCAGCUACCGUCUCAAAUGUUCUGCCGACAAUGUCUACGUCAUCAGCGAAGUAGAUGAAUUGACUGGAUCUAUUGAAAAUCGUAACGCGGAAGUUAAACGCCGCUUGUUGCGAGCAGCGGAAAAUCUUCGGACACCGGGUUUUGAGCAGCACAAACGAAUUUAUCGUUUAGUACAGGUUUAAACUGGAAUUUAUUUAUUGAAUCGUAUGCAACUUUAAGGUGAAGGUGCCACAAUAGCGCUCAUUUCUUUCAUCUCUUUCCCUCGCCCUAAAGCCAAUAAUUUUGCGAAACAGUGUGAAGAAAGUGAUCAUUUUCGCACACUUCCCAUCAAGUAAUAUAAACCAAACUCUAAUCGAUUACUUACAAGAUAUUAAAUUUUCAUCUGCCGUCGCAAUGUAUAGUGAAAAACGUCGGAAAACUCGAGCUAGUGCUCUGGAAGUAAAAUUUUCAAUUUUCCGCAAUGAUUUUGUUUGUAAUUGGUGAAAGCAUUGUUUUUUUUUCGACACUGAUGUCAGACAACAUUAUCGGAACAGCUAUAAAAACCACUCAAUAGAAUGUUACUCCUGAGUCAUAGCGUUUCAUGUCAUGAAAUUCAAUAAAAUAAAAAAAAAUAAAAUUGAGUUGAUAUCAAUACAAUUAUUGUAUUUACGUUUAAUGAGUCUAUAAUGUAAGUUUUAGCAACUUUAACAUUGGUUAAGAAAAUUGUAUUGCAGAGCUCGGAACACUGCCACGGCUGCCUCUGCUGUCAAAAAAUAGUAAACGGAGAAGUAUUACAUUCAAUCAAAAUACCUUGCCCAACGAAGAGAAGGGUUAAGGCUCUCCAACGUGAAUAUUUGAAAAAAAUACGAUCAACGGAGGAAAAUAUUAAGGAAUUAUCAACAUCGAGUUACUGUGCAGAAGAACUUGUUAAUACCAGAAGAGCCCCAAUCACCGCUCAUUAUUGACUGUUGUUCCGGUCGAACGUGGAAGUGUGAUAUUUUUAUCGUGAAUAUGGGUGGUAUGAAUGUUUCUUUAGGCUAUAUCACAGUUCAAGUCGGAUUUAUAUUAUUCCGACACGUUACGUUGCAUGCAGGAUAAAUAUUAUUGCAAGUGUUUUAAAUGUAUAUGUGUAUAUAUGAGAGGAUACGAUCUAACAAAGACAUGAGGAUUAGAAUCUGUUUUCAAAGGUUACGGUAAAGUUACAACCAAAUCAAUCACGCUUUAGGGUUAUUAAAAAAUUAUAAUUUCGUUCAUUUCUGAGAAAAUAUGAAAAGUUAUAAACAAGCGAAUUGAUUGCAAUGAGUUCGCAGUCCUACGUUAACAACAGGGUUUCCACAUAUACAGAACAUUCUAUAUUUCACAUAUUUUGACGUAGGACUACGUCUUUCAUUUCUAUACCAGGGUGUAAAAUCAAAGUUUCGAAAACGAAAGCGUUACGCCGGAGACCGAGAUUUUGAGCGUUAAUAGCUCCUAAACAACUGAACGAAAUGGUAUGAUAAACACUGCAUUCGAAAGAUAAAAUGUCUACGCGUUAUAUACUUGUUACUUUUUGAUCCAAAAACUUGUUUCAAUAGUCUUAAAAUUGCUUUCAAAACAGGCUAUUGAAAUCACCAAUCGGUAUAUAAGCGAGCGGCGCUCGGAAAUACACUCAGUUCUAAUUGAACAGCGAUUGGAGCAUGUUGUCGCUGUUACGGUGAAGCUCUUUAUUUAUCAUGAAAGCGCGGAUGAACGGUGUCACCAAGAGCCUGUUUGUGCACCCUAGGCCAGAAGGGAAUCUAUCAGGAGGAGAGUGAUGCCACAAACGGUUCCCUGGGAAGACAUCGCUACACACACAUACACGCGCGGCUAUUAACAGGUGGUUAUCGAGUUGGCAUUAACCACUGGUGGGCUUCCAGUAUCGAGGAAAAUGUGGAAAUAUCUAAUCGUUACUGAAAAUAAUCUGCCAGUUCCUUUGGGAAUUUUCAAAAUAUAUUCAUGUGAAAGAGUUUAAUUGAAUGUUUUCUGUCCAUGUAACACUGUGACCAAAUAUGUUUCAAUCAAGUGCUAUUAACAGGUGGUUAUCGAGUUGGCAUUAACCACUGGUGGGCUUCCAGUAUCGAGGAAAAUGUGGAAAUAUCUAAUCGUUACUGAAAAUAAUCUGCCAGUUCUUUUGGGAAUUUUCAAAAUAUAUUCAUGUUAAAGAGUUUAUUUGAAUGUUUUCUUUCCAUGUAACACUGUGAUCAAAUACAUUUGGUUUUGUGGUUUUUCAAUCAAUCGCAAUUAACAGGAUAGCUUCAGAAGAUUAUUCUUCCCCAUCAGUAGGAUAUUUCCGUAUCCAAUAUUGUAUGCGCCCGCAAUCGAUUAUUGCUCAAUCGCCGAAAGUUCCGAGCUCAGAGAGUUCAUUCCCCUCUCGUUUGCCUUCCAAA